Abrus precatorius (Indian licorice) is the source of this 1920-nucleotide messenger RNA. RefSeq names its product myb family transcription factor EFM-like. Lineage: Eukaryota; Viridiplantae; Streptophyta; Magnoliopsida; Fabales; Fabaceae. The transcript is spliced from 5 exons. The coding region runs from base 251 to 1327 and encodes 358 amino acids. The record is from RefSeq and is a predicted model, not a curated record. Gene Ontology annotation, molecular function: DNA binding; DNA-binding transcription factor activity. Gene Ontology annotation, biological process: regulation of DNA-templated transcription.
CUGCAAACAAGGCUGAUUCGGAAAUCACAUUCAAACUCUCUUCCAUUCCAAUAAUCCAACCCCCAAGAAUCCCUCUUAUUAUAAAUUCCCUUUAUUUAAUUCCCAUUCUAUCUCCUCACUACUUCAACUCUCUCAUUCCUUUCCCACUUUAUGACACCAAAUAAAAAACUGCAACUCUCUCAGAAAACAAAGACACCCUUUUAAGUUUUAUAUCAUCCUAACCCAAAAUUACACUGUGACUGACACCAACAUGGGUUCGGUUCCUGCGGAACUAAGCUUAGAUUUUGUUCCCAAAACAAUCACUGAUUUUCUCUGCUACAUUUCCACCACAAAUAACGCCACCCUCAAGUUGUUCUUGCUUGAUGACUUCAUCAGCAAGUUGGAACUUGAAUUGUCCAAGAUCCAAGCAUUCAAACGCGAACUUCCCCUCUGCAUCUUCCUCUUAAAUGAUGCAAUUUCAGCUCUGAAGGUGGAAUCAGCAAAAUGCAGGGUGCUUAAAUCUGAACCAGUGUUGGAGGAGUUUAUUCCCUUGAAGAGAGAGUGUGAUCAGAGGGAGGAAAGUGAAAAGGAGAAGGAAUGCAAGGAUAACAAGAAGAAUUGGAUGAGUUCUGUGCAGCUUUGGAACACUGAUAAUAAUUACAAAAAAAAUGCAUGUGACUGUGACAAAAAACCAAACUUUAAACAAGAAAACAAGGAGAAUUAUGAAGAAGAAAGACAAAGUGUUGCUGAGGGCUUGUUCCAAUAUGGUAGAAAUAGAAAUGGAGGGAGGGGGUUUAUGAUGCCUUUUUCCACAACAAAGGGAGAGAAGGAAGAUUGUGUGGCGAAGGGACUCUCUCUUCAGACCCCUGGAACUGUAAUGAAGAACUCAAGGGAAGGUUAUGGUUCCAGAACCAGCUCUAGCAGGGUGGUUUCCUCCUCUCCUUUGGCUCCGCCUCAGCCGCAAUCUGCCCGGAAACAAAGGAGGUGCUGGUCGCCGGAGUUGCAUCUUCGAUUUGUUAAGGCUUUAGAGGAGCUUGGAGGUUCUCAAGUGGCUACUCCAAGGCAAAUUAGGGAAUUCAUGAGGGUCGAUGGCCUGACCAACGAUGAAGUAAAGAGUCAUUUACAAAAAUACCGACUUCAUACACGCAGAGUUCCACUUGCUACGGCUACAACUGCUAAUCGGUCUGUUGCGGUUCUUGGAGGCUUGUGGAUGCACAAUGAAUCCUCAAAGGGUAGCAGUUCUGAUUCUCCUCAAGGCCCCCUCCAAUUAGCUACACGAUCCGGGGAAGGGACAUCGCCUACAGAGGGUGACAACAUGAUAGAUGAUGAUGUAAAAUCCGAGUUAUAGCUGGAAAAAGUCACAUUCUCAAACAUGCAAAAUGGGUGAUGUAUAGAUAUUUUUCCCACCAUCAAUUUUGCAGAUGAAAGUAUAUGUGGGAGUAGUUUUAGGCUACACAAAAACAGCACAUGAUACAUAAAGGAGGAUGGAUCUAUGAAGAGAUGCUUUUUAUUGGAAACACUGUAGUGCCAUGCCACAGGAGAAAUUACUCCAAUGUCUUAGAUGGAAUGUCUGCAUUUUUUGGUGGAUUUUGAAGUUUCAUGAUUAUAAAUUUGAAUUCUAGCAUUGACUGCAGUCUUGUCAAAAUAGAAGCCUUUGAAGGCUAUUGUGUAACUCUCCCAAUUUUGCUUCCUAUCCCCCAUGUAUCAAUAGUGGUGAAGGAUUGUUCAGAUUUAACUUGAAAGACAUUGAUUUAUGCUCAAUUAGGGUCUGGAGUCAAGACAGGUGAUGAAAUUUGUCAUCAGGGUCAGAUGUAAACUUACCAUCCUAGCUAGAGAGAGAUAAAAUGCUUGAUAUCGUUUUGUAACAAAGUCCAUAAGACUGUUAGAAAAUGUAUUAAAAUAUGAUUUUGACCAAAAUAAAUAAAAAAUGGUAAAAGUCCU